Messenger RNA from Hevea brasiliensis (rubber tree), 2908 nucleotides. RefSeq names its product BTB/POZ domain and ankyrin repeat-containing protein NPR1. The coding region runs from base 951 to 2720 and encodes 589 amino acids. Gene Ontology annotation, molecular function: protein binding. Lineage: Eukaryota; Viridiplantae; Streptophyta; Magnoliopsida; Malpighiales; Euphorbiaceae. Gene Ontology annotation, cellular component: nucleus; cytoplasm. Gene Ontology annotation, biological process: regulation of jasmonic acid mediated signaling pathway; defense response to bacterium; systemic acquired resistance, salicylic acid mediated signaling pathway. The transcript has 4 exons. The record is from RefSeq and is a predicted model, not a curated record.
AAAAAUUAAUUUUUUUCCUUAUGCCCAUUUCCCUCAAUCCCAUGGUGGGUGAGGCAGAAGUAAACAGAACAAAAAGACAUAGGCAAUGAGUCGCAUAACACUGGGCGAUGACUGAUGAGUAACCUAAAGAUUGAAAGCAAACAACAGAGAACACAGCAAGUUGCCUAAAGCCCUAAAACGCCAUGACGAAAGCAGAAAAUGGCUUGAGCAAAAAUUUCUUUUUCCUAUUUCAACCAUUCAAAUACAUUAAGAGCAGAGUACUGUCAUGUUGUUGCGUUUCCUUUAUGUGGUGAUUUGCACAAUCCCCAGCCGUCGGAUGAAGCUUGAUCAAUCAGGACUCAUCUUUGAGAAGACAAAAAGGGAAAACUGGUUAUUGUCAAAUAUCAGAAGUGCAACGAAGAUCCUCCAGCAAAAAAUGAUCAAUUUAGACAGUUGGUGUACUCGAGAAACUGAACAAAGAAAGACGGGAACAUAGGCGGGAUCUUGAUGUACGGACCAAAAUAAGGAAACAUUUACUCAAUAAGGACAAGCCCAUAAAGCCUAGCCUUUGCCUACAUAUCUCCCUUUGGUCUCCUCUUUGUUUUCACUCUUCGUCGCCCGCGUUUUCAGCUGAUGCUAGCUGAGCUCACUGUCUUCUUCUUCAGUAUUGACUUUGUCAUCUCUUCUUAUAUCCAUGGCUGAAACCCUUUCUAAAUUCAUUUCCUUUCAUGGGGAGUUGUACAUAUUUCUAUAACACUUUUCUUUAACGUUCUUUAGUGAUUGACUCCAACAGCCGUUGCUCUUUGCAUUUAUGUUUCUUGGAAAUCUGUGUAUCUGUUGCUCUGUGAUCUAUAUUGGUCUAAAGCUGGGUUCUUUUUGUCUCAAAUAGCUUCUCUGCACCAAUUUCACUCCCUAAACCCUCUCUUAAACCAACAAUCCUUCUCUUUUUCUUGGUAUCUUGUCUGUUUUUAAUGGAUAAUAGGAUUGGUUUCUCUGAUUCUACUGAGAUCAGCAAUGGAAGCAGCACGUGCUGCAUAGAAACCCUAUCCACUCCCAAGCCUCCAAACCCUGAAAUCUCAGCACUCCAACAGCUCUCCAGAAGCCUCGAAUCCAUCUUCGAUUCCCCAGAUUUUGACUUUUUUGCCGACGCCAAAAUCACAAUCUCGGCCACUAACAGGGAGGUCCCAGUCCACCGGUGCAUUCUGUCGGGGAGAAGUUCUUUCUUCAAGGCGGUGUUUUCGGGUUCUGCGGCCAAAGAGAAAGGUUCGAAGUUUGAAUUGAAGGAGUUGGCAAAGGACUAUGAUGUUGGGUUCGAUUCGCUUGUGGCAGUUUUGGCGUAUUUAUAUACUGGAAAAGUGAGGCCGUUGCCAAAGGGCGUUUGUGUUUGUGUGGAUGAAGAUUGCUCCCAUGUAGCUUGCAGGCCCGCUGUAGAUUUUAUGGUUGAGGUGUUAUAUGCAUCUUUUACGUUUCAGGUGCCUGAAUUGGUGGCUCUCUAUCAGAGGCGCCUUCUAGGCAUUCUUGACAAGGUUGCAAUUGAUGACAUCUUGGUGGUUCUAUCUGUUGCAAAUAUAUGUGGUAAAGCUUGUGAGAGAUUGUUUGCAAGAUGUAUCGAGAUCAUUAUGAAAUCUGAUGCUGAUAUUGUAACUCUUGACAAGGCCUUGCCUCAACACAUUGUAAAGCAAAUAACAGAUUCUCGCUUAGAGUUUGGUCUGGAGACACCUGAAAGCACAGGUUAUCCUGAUAAACAUGUAAAGAGAAUACACCGGGCUUUGGACUCAGAUGAUGUAGAAUUAGUUAGAAUGCUACUAAAAGAGGCGCAUACCAAUUUGGAUGAUGCAUAUGCACUCCAUUAUGCUGUUGCGUACUGUGAUGCAAAGACUACCACCGAGCUUCUUGAUCUUGGAAUUGCUGAUGUAAACCAUAAAAAUUUAAGGGGCUACACUGUACUGCAUGUUGCUGCAAUGCGUAAAGAGCCUAAGAUUAUUGUAUCUCUCUUGACUAAGGGAGCUCGUCCGUCAGAUCUUACUCUGGAUGGUAGAAAAGCACUUCAAAUAUCGAAGCGACUUACUAGGGCUUCAGAUUACUAUAGCUAUACUGAGGAAGGAAAAGCUUCUCCCAAGGAACGAUUAUGCAUAGAGGUAUUGGAACAAGCAGAAAGAAGAGAUCCAUUGCUUGGAGAGGCUUCUCUUUCUCUUGCUAUGGCUGGUGAUGACCUGCGAAUGAAAUUAUUGUACCUUGAAAAUAGAGUUGGGCUGGCAAAACUUUUAUUCCCCAUGGAAGCGAAAGUUGCGAUGGAUAUUGCUCAAGUGGAUGGCACUAGUGAAUUUCCAUUAACUAGCGCCAAGGUGAAGAAUUUGGCUGGUGCUCAGAGGACAACAGUGGAUUUGAAUGAGGCACCUUUCAGAAUUCAAGAGGAGCAUCUGAGUAGGAUGAGAGCGCUCUCUAAAACUGUGGAACUUGGGAAAAGGUUUUUCCCCAAGUGCUCAGAAGUACUAAACAGGAUCAUGGAUGCUGAUGACUUAUCGCAGCUCGCCUAUUUGGGGAAUGACACUCCAGAGGAACGACUCCAAAAGAAAAGAAGAUACAUGGAACUCCAGGAAGUUCUAACUAAGGCAUUUACUGAGGAUAAACAAGAGUUUGAUAGGUCUACCAGAUCAUCUUCUGCAUCGUCAAAGUCAGUAGUGACUGUGAGGUCUAAUGGCAAGCUUCCUGAUAGGGGUGGUAGUACUAGCAAGGCUUAAUUUUUUCUUCCUUUUGUAUGAUAUUUAUGCAACUUUUUUGUUAUAUAUAUGCAUAUAUAUUUUAAGAUUUUUUUUUUGCUUUGUAUAAUAAAUAAAUGGUUGGCUAUAGAGGAGAGAAGGGAAUAAGACCAUGUUUGGUACGACAUACUAUACCAAAUCAAAAGUGUAAUGUAAUUAUAUUACAAUUU